Patiria miniata (bat star) is the source of this 816-nucleotide messenger RNA. RefSeq names its product putative nuclease HARBI1. The transcript is spliced from 5 exons. Bases 1 to 816 code for a protein of 271 amino acids. NCBI's taxonomy places the organism in Eukaryota, Metazoa, Echinodermata, Asteroidea, Valvatida, Asterinidae. The record is from RefSeq and is a predicted model, not a curated record.
AUGUCUAGCAUCAAUUCAUCAGCUGUGCUGUCCUCAACUGGUAUUGCAGCUGCUGGGAGGUUGGGGGAUUUCAUAAAGUGGCCUGCAGCUGCAGAUAUUCAGAGGUUUUUUUUUACCAUCGCAGGUUUUCCUGGCAUAGUUGGUAUUACUGACGGGACUCACAUCCGCAUCACAGCACCAAACGCCCAUGAAGUACAAUUCGUAAAUAGGAAAAACUACCACUCAAUAAACCAGGGGUUUGUUGUGGACAACAAAUGUAAUUUCACUCAACUAAAUGCCAAAUGGCCAGGGAGUACUCACGACUCCAGGGUGCUCAGAGAGAGCUCAUUAGCCAAUGUUUUUGAACGAGGGCAGGGCGAAAAUGAAGAAGUUUACCUGUUAGGCGACACGGGUUAUCCCUCAAAACCAUGGCUGCUCACACCGUUCCUUCAACCAGGCAAUCGCCCUGAAGCACGUUACAACGGAGCUCACAGUCUGGUUGAACGAACCAUCGGUCAAUGGAAGCGACGGUUCCACUGCCUGCACGGUGAAAUAAGACUGUCACCGGAACGUACGUGCAGGGUAAUUGCAGCGUGUGCAGUACUCCACAACAUCGCAAAGCAACAAGGCUUCCCGGACAUUGAUGAGGACGAUCCGAUGGAUGACCCUCCAAAUCCACAGCCAGACCAACCAGCACAGCUGCAUGACAACGGCGACCUUGUCCGAAAUCAUAUCCUACUAGACUUAGACACAGUGCAGAGGCGAAAUGAGGAAACUAACCGCGUGUGGCGCCUAGCGCACGGCACCCAGACUGAUUGCCAGACUUUAUCCGUUUAA